This is a messenger RNA of Cadophora gregata, 363 nucleotides long. RefSeq lists its product as uncharacterized. The transcript has a single exon. The record is from RefSeq and is a predicted model, not a curated record. Lineage: Eukaryota; Fungi; Ascomycota; Leotiomycetes; Helotiales; Ploettnerulaceae. Bases 1 to 363 code for a protein of 120 amino acids.
AUGUGGACCUGCGUGGGGGUUAGUUUCUCUACUUUCUUGUAUCGAGCAUUCGCCGAUUUCUUCCUCGCUGGGAUCACACCUCGAGAUACGAGCUUCUUGAUUCAGCUUCAAUCUCAGAUACAGCUAUGGGUUACUUCCCUGCCGAGUGAAAGGGAACUCCGACUGGCAGGGAAGAGCGGCUGGCACGGCAUCGCUGGUGGACGAGCAGUCGCGACAAUGAACGUGGACGUGUUUUGUGAGGAACGGAUCCCGAGCCGUCGACAACGAAGCCAAGAUAUCCGAAUUCCUAAAACAGCCCGUCGAGCUGACUUCGCCUCCACAAAGAUUCACAGGACGGAAGAAAUAGGUCUCGAUUUUCCGUAA